This is a messenger RNA of Plectropomus leopardus (leopard coralgrouper), 1032 nucleotides long. Lineage: Eukaryota; Metazoa; Chordata; Actinopteri; Perciformes; Serranidae. The record is from RefSeq and is a predicted model, not a curated record.
AUGAUGUCGGUCCUGUCAGAAAGCCUUCGUCUGCACAAGACAGUCAAGACACACUACCUGUCUCUUGCAAAAGGUGGGGAGUGCCAGGUGACAUACGUUUGGAUUGAUGAAGCUGGAGAAAAUCUGAAAUGUAAAACCAGGACUCUGACUCAAGAACCAACAGGAAUCACAGAUAUCCCAGAAUGGACUGUUGUCUGGGUUGUUUGUGGGACUCAAAUGGAAGUCACUUUGGUACCCGUCAGAAUGUUUCGAGACCCAUUCACCCUUGACCCUGAUAAACUGGCUCUGUGUGAGGUGCUUGACAGCAACCGCGUGCCCAAAGGAAGUAAUCAGCGCUCACAGUGUGUUAAAGUCAUGGACCAAGUUAAAGAAUUUGAGCCGUGGUUUGGGAUGGAGCAGGAGUAUACACUGUUUGGUUUGGACGGAAAGCCCUUUGGUUGGCCUCCACAGGGAUGCACAAAAAGAGUGCAUUGUGCUGUGGGCAUUGACAAUGUGUAUGGAAGAGAUAUUUGCAUCUGUCACUACAGAGCCUGCCUGUAUGCUGGUGUGAAGAUCAGUGGCACCAAUGCAGAAGCAUUAGCCUCCCAGUGGGAGUUCCAGGUUGGCCCAUGUGAGGGGAUUGAAAUGGGAGAUCAUCUGUGGAUGGCGCGUUACAUUCUGCACCGUGUCUGUGAAGACUUUGGAGUUGUUGCCUCCUUGGAUGCCAAACCCAUCGAGGGCAAUACUGGCACAUCAGGCUGUCACACCAAUUUCAGCACCAAGGAGAUGAGGAGUGAAGGAGGACUUCAGUACAUUGAAGAGGCAAUCAGAAGGCUGAGCAAGCGUCACUCUCAGCACCUCCGUGUCUACGAUCCACACGAUGGCGCUGACAACAUGAGACGCCUCACUAGUCAAUUAACUAACUCCAGUUUUCAUGAAUUCUCCACAGCCAUAGACUCUCGUUCUGUUAGUGUUCGCAUCCCUGCCCAUGUCAGUCAGAGAGGAUGCGAGAGAGAGGCGGCUUCCUCCCUGUUGGACAGUAGGACCACCUGA